Messenger RNA from Adelges cooleyi (spruce gall adelgid), 1285 nucleotides. Its product is annotated as THO complex subunit 4-A-like. Gene Ontology annotation, biological process: mRNA export from nucleus. The record is from RefSeq and is a predicted model, not a curated record. NCBI's taxonomy places the organism in Eukaryota, Metazoa, Arthropoda, Insecta, Hemiptera, Adelgidae. The transcript has 5 exons. Gene Ontology annotation, molecular function: mRNA binding. The coding region runs from base 208 to 996 and encodes 262 amino acids. Gene Ontology annotation, cellular component: nucleus.
UUAUUAUUCUGGCGGCUGGCCACAUUACUUUUUAGUACUAUAGUUACGCCAUACGCCAUAUUAUUUAACAAAUGUUUUUGUAGCGUGGUUUGUCUCACUUAAUUUCAGUAUUUUUAUUCACCACCACUUAAAGCGUCAGUUCGCCUUAUUGUCUUUACUUUUACUCUUUAUUUGUGCAAACCUUUAUUACACACAUACUUUUUGAACAUGGAUGUUAGCCUAGACGAACUCAUUAAAAAUAAAAGGUCCUCAUCCCGCGGUGGUGGCCGUCGUGGUGGCGGUAGACAAGGUCCAAGAGGUGGUAAUGCCAAACGAGGUGGCGGAUCCAAUUUUCGAUCGAACGGUGCCGGAAGUGGUGGCGGUGGCGGCCCUAUGCGUAGAGGCAGGCCGGCGGCAAGGCGUUCCAACGGAUUUUCACCAUACACAAAGGGUGAUGUAAAUUCAUCUUGGACUCAUGACAUGUAUGAUGGACCUAAGAGACAAAAUAUUAGAGGUGGACUUUCAACUACUAAUAUACACAAAAUUGUUAUUUCAAACUUGGACUUUGGAGUUACUUCUACAGACAUACAGGAAUUAUUUGAUGAGUUUGGACCAUUAAAAACAGCAACAGUACAUUAUGACAGAUCUGGACGGUCUUUAGGAACAGCUGAUGUUGUUUUUGACAGUAAAAAUGCAGCGUUGAAAGCAGUUCGACAAUACAACAAUGUUCCUCUUGAUGGUCGUCCUAUGAAAAUUGAACUAGCUACUGAUUUAUCAACAGUUGCCAAUCUUGCUACCCGUCUAAGUAGGCCAGCAACUUUACCUACUCGUGGUAGCCGUGGAGGUGUUCGUGCUAAUCGUGGUGGUGUUCGAGGAGGAGGACGUAACAGUAUUCGUGGUAACUCUAGAGGUCGUGGCGCAGCCAGAGGAGGCGGUAGAGGAGCCGAGAAAAAGAUGCCUAAUAAAGAUGAAUUGGAUGCACAACUUGACAGUUUCAUAAAAAGCAAAAAUAAUUGAUUAUGAAUAUUAACUGUACCAUAGUUUUGUCUAUUUAAUUUCUAUUUUAAGUUAACUAGAUUUUGAACGAUUAAAAAAACGAGUUGAACGUUAUUAGUACUAAUACUAAUAUUAUUUUCUUAAUAUUGUGAUUAGGAAAUGGAACCUAUAAUUAUACACUUUUAUAAUCUAACUAAUUUUCAUUUAUAUAACUGUUUAUGUACAUUGUCUUAAGGUUUUUAAAUUGGAGUAUUAAAUUUAAGACGACCUUAUAUAUAGCAAUAAAAUAAAGUGGUCGUGAAAACCAAAA